GUUCCACGUUUCCCAGUGGAUAUCGAUAGAAUUUUUCCCUUCGCUUCUGCGACUCUACGUAUUAUGUAUACCUACUUCGCGUUGCAACUGCGGUACGGUUUGCCAUCGGGAUUUCAACCUUACGUCCCCAGCAUGAAUUUACCGCAAAAAGAUGAAAUGAAAUAUUUGCGCAGCGAUGGAAACUUGAUGAAUAUUUGUUUCGGUUGUGGCAAGACGUACAAGUGGAGAGACAGUUUGUUAAGGCACCAGAGGGUUGAGUGUGGUAACAAAGAAAAGAAGUUCUGUUGCAAAUUGUGUCCGAAAAAGUUUUAUCAUCAGUACAAGUUGAACGAACAUUAUCAGGGCCGGCACAAGAUACCGAAACCACAUUAAGCUCGAACAACCUCGGUCAUCUUCCUCUCUUCCAUCGAUUCUCCAGAUAUUUUUAUAUCGGUUCGUUGAAAUAUCCUUGGAAAUGCAAAACGGAUGUUCCUCGAGGAUAGAGUACCAUUGUGCAAAAUACUCGAUGAACGAUUAUCGAAUCGUUCGUUUACGUCGACCUAAAUAAUAA
Messenger RNA from Eufriesea mexicana, 550 nucleotides. Its product is annotated as zinc finger protein 224. The record is from RefSeq and is a predicted model, not a curated record. The transcript is spliced from 2 exons. Lineage: Eukaryota; Metazoa; Arthropoda; Insecta; Hymenoptera; Apidae. Bases 64 to 372 code for a protein of 102 amino acids.